AUGGGAAAUAGCCCGUCGAAAAAUGAACCCCUACCGAAAUCAUCAAAAAAUUCUUCAUCAAAUAAUAGCUCAUCAUCUAAUGGUACUAUCUCAGACUUAGAUUCCGAUGAAAAAUCGCCAGCGCUAUCGCAGCCUAAAACGUAUUCAAAUAUACGAUUAAUUUCAAAAGAUGAUAUUAGCAAAAAGAAAAAUGAAAUUAAUGACGAAAAGACUGAUAUCAAUAAACUGACAUCACAAGCUAUUGAUAUUAAAAAUACUAAAAAUAAAGAUGAUUCUAGGUUAUCUUUAACGAAUUCAACUACUUCAAGUAAUAGUUUUGGCUAUCCUAAAAUGCCUAGUAAAGCAAAGGGUUCAAGUUCAAAGUUUAAAAACAGUAAUGGUGAUAAUCAGUACCUUUUACCUUCAAGUUAUGAUUUAGAUAUAGGUUUAUCCAUGGCCCAAAUUUUAAAAGAGCAACAAAAUUCACCAUCUUCUUUAGGAUCACUGGACUUUUCGGUCUCCACAUCACCAAUAUUUACUACAAUUGGGAAUGAUUCAAGUAAGGAAACCGAUCUGCUUUCCUCCACGAGUUCUAGCUUCAGAAACGGUAAACAUUCAGAGUUUUUUGAUGGUAAUGAGAAUCAACAACAACUGCAACAACUGCAACAAAAUUUAUCUUUAGUUAGUAAAUUGGAUUCAAUAGCUGAAGCUCAUUCAAUAGAAUCAUCGCCAGAACCCAGCAAAUUGUCACAUGCAAACUUGAAAAAGCACAAUAAUGUUAAAAAGAAAUAUUCUUCACCUUUAGGAGUAACUAAAGAAAUUACCAAAUUCAAAUCAGAAAGCUCUUCUACGGUGACUUCAGUUUCUCCUCCAUUAGUCCCAACUUCAAAAAUUUUAAAUUUCGACAUUGACGCCAUCAUUGAAAGAUUAUUGUCAACCAAAAAGAGAUCUACCUCGAAAAAAUUAAAAGAUCAUCUUCCUGUUGAAAUUAAUGAAAUAAAAUUUAUUUUAGGUAAAAGUAGACAAAUAUUCAUGGAUCAACCUUCUUUAUUGAGAUUAUCACCACCGGUUAAAGUUGUUGGAGACAUUCAUGGACAAUUCCAUGAUUUAUUACGUAUUUUUAAUUGCUGUGGGUAUCCUCCUCAAUCAAAUUAUUUAUUUUUGGGAGAUUAUGUUGAUAGAGGUGAGAAAUCUUUGGAAACCAUUCUAUUAUUACUUUGUUAUAAAAUUAAAUAUCCCGAAAAUUUCUUCAUGUUAAGAGGUAAUCAUGAAUCGGCAAAUAUUACCAAAAUUUAUGGAUUUUAUGAUGAAUGUAAAAGAAGAUUGAAAAAUACAAAAAUUUGGAAAAAUUUUGUUGAUGUAUUUAAUUCAUUACCCAUAGCAGCUGUUAUUAAUGAUAAAAUAUUUUGUGUUCAUGGGGGAUUAUCACCUGAUUUAACUGACUUCAAACAAAUCGAAAACAUAAAAAGACCAACUGAUGUUCCUGAUAAAGGUCUUUUAGCAGAUUUGUUAUGGUCAGACCCUGAUUCACUGGUUAAAAACUUUUCUUUGAAUAAUUGGCCCAAAAAUGAUAGAGGGGUUUCAUAUUGUUUUGGUAAGAAACAUGUUGAUUAUUUUUGUUCAAAAUUUAAAUUGGAUUUGAUAGUUAGGGGCCAUAUGGUUGUUGAAGAUGGUUAUGAAUUUUUCGAUAAGAGAAAAUUAGUGACUGUUUUCAGUGCACCAAAUUAUUGUGGUGAAUUUAAUAAUUAUGGAGCUAUUAUGAGUGUCGACAAAAAAUUAUUUUGUUCUUUUGAAUUAAUAAGACCUAAUUAA
Molecule: messenger RNA, 1791 nt
Organism: Lodderomyces pseudojiufengensis
Lineage: Eukaryota; Fungi; Ascomycota; Pichiomycetes; Serinales; Debaryomycetaceae
Gene: SAL6
Product: Sal6p
Exons: 1
Coding region: 1-1791 (596 amino acids)
Cellular component (GO): nucleus; cytoplasm
Molecular function (GO): protein serine/threonine phosphatase activity
Source: RefSeq, a predicted model, not a curated record